Melanotaenia boesemani (Boeseman's rainbowfish) is the source of this 1841-nucleotide messenger RNA. Its product is annotated as 1-phosphatidylinositol 4,5-bisphosphate phosphodiesterase zeta-1-like. Bases 95 to 1789 code for a protein of 564 amino acids. The record is from RefSeq and is a predicted model, not a curated record. The transcript is spliced from 12 exons. NCBI's taxonomy places the organism in Eukaryota, Metazoa, Chordata, Actinopteri, Atheriniformes, Melanotaeniidae. Gene Ontology annotation, biological process: intracellular signal transduction; positive regulation of cytosolic calcium ion concentration involved in egg activation; lipid metabolic process. Gene Ontology annotation, molecular function: phosphatidylinositol-4,5-bisphosphate phospholipase C activity. Gene Ontology annotation, cellular component: nucleus.
UGCUAAAUAAAAAAAAAAAUUUCUUUUUAAAAAGCUAGCGAGUUUCCAUUUAUAUCAUCACUUGGGGCCAGAGACAUCCAUAUCUGAGGCCAAGAUGAAGAAAAGCAAGGCCCCGUCUUCCAGGAGAGCUGAAGUCCUCCAUCUAUACCAGAGCUAUGCUGCAGGUCUCCCUACUUUGCCUGCCUGUGCCUUCCUCAAGUUCCUCCACAGGGAGCAGAUGGAGCUCACAGCAAAUAAAGAGACGGCAGAGAGUCUGAUUGACAGAUAUGAGAUUGAAGAGACGGCUAUACAGAGCAGGUCUAUGACGUUUGAAGGCUUCCUCAGAUACAUGGAGUCCAAAGACUGCUGUGUGUUCAACCAGGCUCACACAUCAGUAUACCAAGACAUGGACAAGCCUCUCUCUAGUUACUUAAUUUCUUCAUCACACAACACCUACCUGACCGGAGAUCAAUUUGUAGGAAAGAGCAACCUGGAUGCCUAUGUUAGUGCUCUGAGGAAAGGCUGCCGCUGUCUAGAGAUCGACUGUUGGGAUGGUUCAGAUAUGGAGCCUGUAGUCUGCCAUGGCUACACCUUCACCACCAAGAUACGUUUUAAGGACGUCAUCUCCACUGUGGCACAACAUGCCUUUGAGGUGUCUGCUUACCCAGUGAUCUUGUCUUUGGAAAACCACUGUUGCCAGGAGCAGCAGGAGGUCAUGGCCCAGUACCUCAUCUCCAUCCUGGGGGAUAUGCUGCUGACAGCACCCUUGCAUCAUCUAACUGGAGACCUCCCCAGCCCAAAUGACCUGAAGUAUAAGAUCCUCAUCAAGAAUAAAACGCUAGCGCCUCAGAUUAAGAAGGAUGACACAGCAGGUGCAGAAGAGAGUGCAAGUGAGGGCGAGUAUGAUGAUGAUGAAAAGGAGGAGAAUAAGGAAGAUGAGAAUCGUCAAACCAAAGGAAUGUUCUGGUGUACCAGAAAGGCAGGGACAAAAAAGAAACAGAAGAAGGAGAAGGUGGUAGUAGCUAAGACUUUAUCUGACCUGGUCAUAUACACGAGGUCUGUCAAGUUCAUCAGCUUCAGUCACUCAAAGGACAAUCAGCACUGCUAUGAGAACACAUCCAUUGAAGAGAAUAAGGCUCGCAAGCUGGUCAAAAACUCAGGGUCAGAUUUUGUUCAGCACAACCAGAGGUUCCUUAGCAGGAUUUACCCAGCAGGCACCAGGCCGUUUUCCUCCAACUACAACCCUCAGGAGUUUUGGAACGUUGGCUCGCAGCUUGUGGCUCUCAAUUUUCAAUCACCGGGCUUGCCAAUGGACCUUUAUGAUGGCCGUUUCCAAGACAACGGGGGUUGUGGAUACGUCCUGAAGCCUGCAGUGUUCAUGUCCAGGGAGAAGAGCUUUGAUCCCAGCUGCAGCCAGCAAUGUCUCACACCCACACACCUGCUGCUCAAGGUGAUUAGUGGAUCCAACCUACCUAACUCCAGGACUGGUAAAGCUCUGGACCCCUUCGUCAGAGUGGAGAUCCAUGGGAUUCCAUCAGAUUACUGUCAAAAAUACACUCAUACUGUCAAAAGCAAUUCUCUGAGUCCUCAUUGGGAUGCUGACAUGAACUUCAGUAUCAGUGUCCCUGAGCUCUGCCUCAUCCACUUCUGUGUCCGAGAUCAGACCAACCUCCUCAAAAGCGAGUUUGUGGGCCAGUACACGCUGCCCUUCACCAGCCUGAAGAAAGGCUAUCGCUGGGUUCCUCUUAGGGGCCGAGACAAAUGCAGCCUGGAUCCAGCUUCACUGUUUGUCUUUGUCUCGUAUUCCUAAAAACAGCUCUCCAUAUCACACUCCCUCACACACAGACACAAACACCUUGCCA